Molecule: messenger RNA, 2773 nt
Organism: Notothenia coriiceps (black rockcod)
Lineage: Eukaryota; Metazoa; Chordata; Actinopteri; Perciformes; Nototheniidae
Product: bromo adjacent homology domain-containing 1 protein-like
Exons: 6
Coding region: 380-2773 (797 amino acids)
Biological process (GO): negative regulation of DNA-templated transcription; heterochromatin formation
Cellular component (GO): chromatin silencing complex
Molecular function (GO): chromatin binding; transcription cis-regulatory region binding
Source: RefSeq, a predicted model, not a curated record
UUAAAGGUGUAGUUUGUCCAAUAAACAGCUGUGUGUCCGUCAUUGGAGGACGGGGGUGUCAAACCAGGCCGGCAAUUGGUUCAGAGGAAGUUUUUCUGUGCAAAUCGGUGGAAGCCCAACCAGGAAGAACACACACACACACACACACACACACACACACACACACACACACACACACACACACACACACACAUAUCUCGCAGGCAGCGCCACCGACCGUCCUCUCUCCACUCCUCCCCAGCUCUCCCAGUUACGGAGCUCUGCCAUCGCACCAGUCCGGCGGCUUCCUCCCCCUCCUCGGUACCCGCAGAUUUGUUCGACGGUUUCCCGGCUGCCAGGAGGAAGCGUGUCGGCGUGCCGCCCCGUGGAGAAGCAUGUGAUGACUCAUGCAAGGCAGAAGGGUUCCCUCAGGCAGAGCGACUGUAGUGCUGAGCGGUGGGACAACAGCCCUCCUUUGCCACAUGUUGGCACAAUGGGCGACACCUGGACUGAGCGCUCACUUAGAUUCGGGAGGUCAAAGAAGAUAAGCGAGAUCAUCAAACGGAAGAAGGUUAAGGUCAAGAGUGUGAAUGACAAGGCAGGGAAGAAAGAAAAAUCUGAUCAGAACAGAAAACUUGACCGGAGGCGCGACAAGAAACGGGACAGGAAGUCGUAUCCUUUGCGAGGCAGGGCUGAGACUUCAGACGGGGAGGGGCUCAGCUGUCAUGUCCUCCUUACCCGAUUGGAGGAAAGCAUCCGCGAACAGGAGAGUUGUAAACAAAGCACACGAAAGGAUUCACGCAGACAUUCAUCUCUCAAUCCCAAACCCAGAAAAGGGAAAAGCAGUGAAAGAAAAGGGGCAACGUCAUUACCAAAAACCAAAUCAAAUUCAAAAAGCCCUAGUCAUGGAGAGUUUAUUCUUUUCCCAGAACCUCGCAAGCGCAGACUGGCCUCCCUGAACGCCGAGGCGGUCAACAGUUUACUGCUUGAAAGAGGUUCUGACGCUCAGGUGGCAGCUAAACUGGCCAGGAGACAGGAAGAGUCCACAAAUGGAGGGUCUGCCUUGGAUGCAAAUCCAACCAGGAGUGGUGUCCCUGGAGGUAUAAAGGCUACGCGUGGAACCAUCACUAAAUCCUCAACGACACCCAAACUUGAGCUGUGCCAAAGCUCUAAGCAUGUCCAGAAGGCCAAAGCCAACCAAGCAGAUAGCGGGGGGAUGAGCCUGGAGAGUCUGGAUGCCCCCGCCCCCAGACGAUUGGCUGGACUUAACGCUGCAGCCCUGCUAAAGUUAACUAGCUCCUCUGCUACCAGUAAACAGAGAGUAAAGGCUGCACCCACAGCUACUAUCACAACUGACUGCAAGGCUUCUGCUUUUGUCAAAACCCCAAAACAGCUCUCAAGGGUCAAACUCAAACACAAGGGAUUCUCACAAAAACAGAAGGGCAAAAAGGUCCCUGCCCUGCAAAGUGGGUGCGCAGCCUGCAAGAAUAAGGCGGACUUUGAGCCCAAAGUGGAGUGGGAUACCAGCAACUGCACCCAUCGACUGACCAAACCAGGGUACCAGUCACGCAGCAUGCUAGCAUACCCGCUAAAGCAAGUGAAGGAAGAGCCUCUGGAGACCGAAAUGAGCCCAUACUACUGCUGUCCGCCAGAGGGCUCAAUGGAAUACUGCCACCGCUUGGCCUUCUUCCUGGGCCAGCAGCCCUACGGAGAAUCAGACGAUCAGCCACUUAACUCAGCCAUAACCCCUGUGAAUCGCGAGUGCCUCGUAACCUCACCGUCCCUAACGCAUUCCCACCCACACACAGCUCUGACCCUCAGCCCACACUCCUGCCUCUGCACCGCCGACCACUGCUUCUCUAGCUACUAUGUUCACAUCGCCCACCCGACACACACUGGAACAUCGUCAGCAGGCCUGGCCCCGCGACCUCUGAACUUUCCCCCUUCCAGUUUAUGCCCUAAUCGGACGAAUAGCUCCAAGCUGCUGGGUCCGCAGGUGUCCCACGGCUCGGGGCUGACCCACUCUGCCUACUGCAACUCGGUGGCUUCGCCCUGCUAUGGUGAAGCCUGCGGGAUCAGUGGCUACACCUACAGAGCCAUGCCUCCCGUCACCAGCAGGGGAUGUUCUUUCAGUACAGGAUGCACUGAAUGCACACACACCAUCAAAACAGAGGGUUACUCCUCCCCUCAGGGUGACCACAGCCCCUCCCUUUUGGUUCCCCCUUCCAUGCCCGUCUCCAGCUGCCCUCUAUCCAGCAUGCCCACUUCCACUCAGACCAAACCCCACCUGCUGACCCCCCUGUCAGGGCGAGAAAAGCCGCAGGCCAGGUUAAAGCUGGCCCCUGAAUGCCCACAGAGCAACAAGCCCUCCAACGGCUCCCGGUCCAUCGGCCGCACACGGCCGCCCCAGAAACAACCGUCAACCUUGCCAAGCUUCAGCAGCACCAAACAAAAGAGAGUCAGCCGAAGACGUGCCACCAACGGUUGGCGGCCUGUGGGAAUGCCCACGGAGAGAGAAGUCUUUAUAGCGGGAGAGGAUGAGAUAGCCCUGCGGCAGUGUUAUGAAGGAGUGGAGAGGGACGGUGAAGUGAUACAUGUCAGAGACACUGUGCUGCUACGAUCAGGCCCCAGGAAGAAAUCACUCCCAUAUGUUGCCAAGAUAUCAUCGCUGUGGGAGGACCCCAAAACAGGAGAGCUGAUGAUGAGUCUUUUCUGGUACUACAGACCUGAGCACACACAGGGAGGCCGAGAUCCCAGCACACACUGUGAGGUGAGGCUUCGUUUAAUAUAUUGA